AUGAGGCAGAAUGGACAAACCCAGAAUGACAGUAGCGAUCCUUUGAACAAGGUCAACGACGGCAAUUUCUUGUUCAUUGUGGGAGCCAGUGGAAGCAUAGAUACCGAAGAAACGAUAAACCCAGAUAGGCCUAAAACUUUUUUGAUUGAUAAUUCAUCUUUGAAGAAACAAAAGGAGCAUUCAAGCGUUACCAGUGACAGCCAUAUAAUAUUAUCCGAGGCACAGAAAGAGGACGACGAGGAGAAGGAAGGGGAGGAGAGGAGUAACCAAAUAUUUUCGGUAUUCAACGAUGAUCUAUAUUUUGGUAUGACCCUAACAGAAGAUGAAGAGGAAGAAGAAGGCGAAACUAUCAGAGAACAAGAGGACGAAGAUGAGAUAUUUUACUUAGCGAAUAGAACUUUUUAUACAACUUGCCAUAAAAUAUCACAACAAAACAGCCCCUCCUAUCGUAAACGACCGCCUUAUAACCUGUUGGAAAACUGGAUGAUACAUUAUAUCUUUAGUAAAUCGCAACAAAUUUUAUUGAGAUUUCCAGUCAUUCAACCCAAAGUAAUGAUGACAGAAGGUGAUUUUAUAUAUACCCCACAUCAACAAAUCGCUCAUAUUGACAGCUAUUAUAACAGUAAUAACGAACAUGACGGAUAUUACAUAGAAGAUAGAGAUAGCAUGAUGAUUUCGGAUAAUUACAACAUAUACGAUGAAGAAAUAGAAGACAUUGUAGAUGGUGAUGGCUUUAGUAACUACUACAGUAAUCUACAGCACAGUAUUUCAGAAGACAUUGAGGAUGAAAAUGAUGAAGACAAUGAUGAAGAAACAUUUAUCAUAGGUGACGAACCUGUAUUGGUAAUGCCCACAACACCAAUAGAAUCGUCCUCUUGCAAUGCUACCAAUAUUGAGCAGCCACCAGAAGAAUCCUCAACUUCUUUGCGUAUGGAUGAAAAUAUGUGGUUGGGGCAUAGCCGAUAUAGCAAUAACAUGCGGUUGUAUAUCGUUAAUCCUGACUCAAUCGAGGAGAAUCAAGAGAAUCAAGCAUCUUCACUAGCAAUUAAGGACGAUGAUAAAGGUUCCGAAGAGAAAAAUAUAUUGCAUAUGCAUACUAGAGUAAGUGAAAUGCCUGUCAGUCUCACGAUGUCUCCUGAGGUGAUACAAUGGUAUCGAUGCUCAUCUACCACUCCAUCAUCCAAUACUGAUUACUACCAGCGGCAAAUGAACGUAAACCAGCUACCUAUAGUGUCAUCAGAAAAUGUUGCAAUUUCCUCAACUACAACUGCACCAACAAAUAUAUUGAGGGUUGUGAAAGAAACCACCGAUUGCUAUAGAAAUGACAAUGAUUAUAGCGGCAAUGAUAGUUGUAACAGCCAACAUUCACACUCAAGUAGCAACAACCUACAAAGCAAAUCGAGCAACACCAGCCAAUGUUCAGCAACAGAUGUCAUUAGCCGUACAACCAUAUUAAAAUCUGAUGAGGUGUCUAAUGACUCUUAUCAAUCUUUAGCAGAUAUUAUGGUGGCAAGAAAUACCAACAGCAAUAGUAAUUGUAGCUAUAACCAACAUUCUUCGGAUUUCCUUCCGCAGCAAAGCGACUAUGGUGCUCUACUCACUUUACGACAACCAAAUGAUUAUGUUGUACUGCAGAAGGAAAACAGUGGAUUGAUAUGUACAUCGGGCAUCAUACACAUUUCGGAUUGUUUAGUAGAUUCAGCGUACAUAGCAAUAGAAUUGGCUCAAAGUCUUCACGAUAAAAAGAAUAAUUACGAUAGCUUACAGAACCAAAACCUGAGGAAGAGCGAUAGCAUCAAAACUUUUGUCAGUUGCAUGUUUGAUAUCUGCAGCGUGCUAUUCUCGGGCGUGGAGCAAAUGGUGGGUUGGAGAAGCUUUUAUAUACAGUCUUCAUACAUGCUAAGGCAGCGUCAAAAUAGUAGAUUAAUGGUUUGA
Messenger RNA from Mycotypha africana, 1935 nucleotides. RefSeq lists its product as uncharacterized. The coding region runs from base 1 to 1935 and encodes 644 amino acids. The transcript has a single exon. Lineage: Eukaryota; Fungi; Mucoromycota; Mucoromycetes; Mucorales; Mycotyphaceae. The record is from RefSeq and is a predicted model, not a curated record.